Messenger RNA from Brassica rapa (field mustard), 2349 nucleotides. Its product is annotated as F-box/LRR-repeat protein At5g63520. Gene Ontology annotation, molecular function: protein binding. NCBI's taxonomy places the organism in Eukaryota, Viridiplantae, Streptophyta, Magnoliopsida, Brassicales, Brassicaceae. Gene Ontology annotation, biological process: protein polyubiquitination; positive regulation of proteasomal ubiquitin-dependent protein catabolic process. The record is from RefSeq and is a predicted model, not a curated record.
CAUCCAACAUGCACACUCACGAGGCUGGUCGCUUUUCGUAACGCCUUUUAGAGAAAAAAACAAUAGACAUCCUAACAAAAACCAAUAACACUUUAAUGAAACAAAUGUUGAGAUUGGAAACAAGAUUCUUCGUUUAAAAACUUAAAGAUAUAUUGAACAGAACCAAAGAUACUUUGUGUCUGCAUCCAAAACAAGUACAAUGUGACAUAUUAAAGAUAAGAUUUUCUUAUCUCAAUGUUUUGUGGGUUUUAUUCUUUAUUUUGUCUUGUCAGUGAUAUCCGAAUAUGUUUCCAUUAGCUAUUCAGUUUAUCAACUCUAAAUUGAAAGUUGAAAGUAUGUAAAUUUGUUUCACUGCACUUUGAUAAGUGAAGGGAACUAUUCAAUUAGUUGUUUAGAUUGAUUUUUAUGUUAAAAAAUAUUUUAUGAUAUAAAAUGUCGCAACUAAAAUUAUAUCCACAAAGCAUCAUAAGGUUUUUGAAAACAAAUCAUUAUACUCUUUUUUUUUGUGAUCGCAUAUAGUUUUGAAAAUUAAAUAAGCUUUUUACAAAUAAUUAUAUCAUAUCAAAUGCAUUAGGAACAAAUAAAAUUAAGAUAUUGGGCCUGAUAUCAAAGAAAAUAACGCUGGGCCUAUUUAUAAAAAGCCCAAUGUCAUUUGUAAAAGAAAAAAAAGCCCAAACACAUUCGCCGGAGAAGAACCAAAUACAUUAUCAUCUCACGGCGGAAGAAGAAGAUGGAGAAAUCGAAGAAGACAGAUAUGGCGUUCAUCGCCUCAAUGAACGACGACCUUCUCCAGAACAUUCUCCUACGAUUACCCGCGAAACCGUUUGCUUUCGCCUCCUGCGUUAACCGAUCGUGGAACAUCGUCUGCAAUCGCAUCCUCUCUCGCCCCAAAAUGGUUUCUGCUUUCUCCAGAAACCCUCAUCAAUUCGAAGCUGUAGAAGAAGCAAUUGAUAAGGCUUUGUCUGAGCCAAUUCGACCAGAUUUUGUAAUUGCAAACAUUACAUGUGGGAACAUGGAAGACACUUUGAGUCUGAUAACUAAAAGAGUGGGAACAAGGGUUCCUGUUAUUGUAUCCAUAGUUGCUGGAGUAUUGGGAAAAGAAGUGUGUAACGACAAGGCUGGAGAGGUCAAACAGAAUGAUCAGGGCAUGCACAUUUGUCCAAGUUUUGCUAUACUGUUGACCAUUGGCUACUUGCCAGGAAUCAAAGUCGACGUUAUUCCUGUAAUUCAAUCAAAAGAGGAAACUGAAGCGAUGAUUGGUGACAAAUUUGUGAUGGAUAUUAGGAACUUCGUGUCAGAGGUUUCAGAUCAUGCUGAACCAGCCUGUCUUAUGCUCUUCGGGGAGGAUACUCAUGCCACAGAACCUAUCAUUCGAAAAUUGGACUAUGCCAUGCCUGCAGAAACUAUUAUUGUGGGUGAUCAAAAGGGAGAGUUCUUACAGAAACGAGCUAAUGAAUUAAGUAAUGCUCAGUUGCAUAAAGAUGAGAGCAGAGUUCUCGCAGGUUUAAUCUUCGCAAGAGAUAGACGCAGACCCAUUGAAGCUGGACGAGUUCAGUUUCACACUGCUAUAUCAAGAGGAUUGUCACCGGUUGAUUUGAGGUACAAGGUGGCUAAUGCCAUUAGUACUCUCCCUAAAUGGCCUGCUACACUUAUGACAGCAAAAAGAAUUGGAGAAGCUGAGGUUCUUAAUGGAGAACAAAUUCUAGAUGACAUAGAAGCAAAUCUGUUAGGAAACCCGCUCUGGGAGGCUGAUCCAUACAUUGGAGUGAUAAAAAGAAGAAAAUACUCAGUUGGUUUGGAUCAGAAGCCAAAGAUCAUGGCCUCACUUGUGUUUCAUCAAGUUACUGGAGCCGAUGAGCAGUAUCUUACAGUCAAUGGCGCUGGAAUCAAAACGGGUGACCAUUUCCAAGUUUACAUCCCUGAUCUCAAAGUGGCUGAAGCAUCACUAACUGCUGUUUCUUCUCAGCUUAGAAACAUCAUGUCCAAACCAAACAAGCACGAAGUUGUUGGAGGGUUUGUUUUCGCCGGUAGUGGACGUGGCGACUCCUUCUUUGGCCGUCCAAACGCGGACACCUCACCGUUCUUGGAGAACUUCCCGGAGCUACGUUUUGGUGGUGUAUUCUGCGACGGUGAAAUCGGAAGAAGCUUGUCCGUGGAUGAGGGAGAGGAGAAGCAAGUAACUAUCAGUCAGAGAUGUCUUCACGUUGUUAGUUCUGUUUAUCUUAUUGUCUCUUAUGCAUGUUCUUAAUCCUAACACAUCUGUUUGUUUUAUGUUUUGAAGAAAAACUUUUAUUUCAAAUUAUAUUAGGUAAAAUUUUAAUACAAAUUAUCAAUCACAUUUGUAUAUUU